GCUGACACGAUGAGCGAGAGAGCCGAAUGGACACAUUGGGAUGAAAAAAGUCAAGGAAGGCCGUUGAACUUCCUCAGGACAGGAUUUCGAGAAUCCUAUGGAAGGCCAGAAGAAAAAGUGCUCAUCAACCGUCAUGAGGUCACGAUUACCAAGAGAUGCCUGGGACAUGCAGGAGUUCUUCACUUACGUGUACAUCAGGCAGCUCCUUCGACAUCCGGCCUUCCAGCUGCUACUGGCUUUGCUUCUGGCAGCUAACGCUAUUACCAUCGCUGUGCGCACGAACGCUUACUUUGGCCAGAAACACUAUGAGUUAUUCUCUGCCAUAGAUGACAUCGUGCUUACAAUUCUCAUGUGUGAGGUUCUGCUUGGCUGGUUUAACGGCUUCUGGAUUUUCUGGAAGGAUGGAUGGAACAUACUCAACUUUGUGAUCGUCUUUAUGCUGGUACUGAGCCUCUUUUUUGAAACGUUCCAAACCAUUUCCAUUGUUUACACCUUGAGAGUAUUGAGACUGGUGCAAGUAUGCAUGGCAGUGGAGCCCUUGGCCCGGAUUCUGCGUGUCAUUAUGCAGUCUGUGCCCGACAUGGCCAACAUCAUGGCACUGAUCCUCUUCUUCAUGCUGGUUUUCUCUGUUUUUGGAGUCACCCUCUUUGGCUCCAUGGUCCCUCAACAUUUCCAGAACAUGAAAGUGGCCCUUUAUACUCUCUUUAUCUGUAUUACCCAGGAUGGGUGGGUGGACAUCUACAAGGACUUUCAGAAGGAAAAAAGGGAAAUCGGGAUAGAGAUCGGGGGUGCUGUUUACUUUGCCAUCUUCAUCACCAUUGGUGCCUUCAUUGGCAUUAACCUGUUGGUGGUUGUCGUGACCACGAACCUGGAAGAGAUGAUGAAGGAGAGGGAGCGGGAGCAGCAGCAGGAGGUGACUACUUUCACCAACCUGGAGAUGAGCCAAGAUGACUACACAAGCGACGAGAAACCAGAGCUUCAGCUAGUGCAUUGCAGGGAAUGCAUCGCGGACUGGGGUGGGACGUCCAAGCAGGAGCCACUGUCUGGCGGGCCGAUGCAGAACCUGUCUGAGAACACCUGCGACGACUUCUGCCUGGUGCUCAUAGGCAUCCAGGAGAACCUGCAGGCCUACAAGAAGAUCCGGGAGGAGAUCAACAAGAUCGUGGAACAGGUUCGCUCCAUCCGCUUCAACCAGGAGCAAGAAGAAGAGAUGUUACAACGGAAGUGGCAUCGGAACCUUUCUGAAGCGAGCGAAACCACGAUGCACAGCCAAGACAUCCUCUCCAGGCUCUUGAGCAAGGAAAGGUCUCUGGAUACCAGAAGAUGAAUCGAUGAUCGGGCAGGACGCAGGACAAGAGCAGCUAUACCCACCCAGCCUCCUGGAUCUGCCUGAAGCUCGGGCAUGACCACGGAAAUCCCCUCCUGCUCUUGCUGCUCCCCAGCUACCCCAACCCUGAGACUGCAGUCACCGCUCAAACAGUCAAAUUCUCUCUCAAGAGCUCCCGAUGGGCACAGGGACCUGGAACUGGGGAGGGCAGGAUACCUGGGUCCCACACCCACUCCCCCACUCCACCAGCUGCCAAGGAGAAGGGUCAAUGAAGGAGCCUGGACCCUGGGUGAGGCCUUGGAUCUGGCCUGUGGGGCUGGAGAGAAUGACUGUCUUAGGAUGGGGAUGGGGAGACAGGCACUAUGGGACAGACCUGGCUCCAGGAAGUGUGAAUAUUCACUGCUAAAUGGGGCACCUCAGAGCUUGGCUCUGAACAUUACCAGGGUGCACAGGAUUAAGAAUAAAGUAGAGGGU
Phascolarctos cinereus (koala) is the source of this 1801-nucleotide messenger RNA. Lineage: Eukaryota; Metazoa; Chordata; Mammalia; Diprotodontia; Phascolarctidae. The record is from RefSeq and is a predicted model, not a curated record.